Colletotrichum graminicola M1.001 is the source of this 966-nucleotide messenger RNA. RefSeq names its product 3-hydroxyacyl-CoA dehydrogenase. NCBI's taxonomy places the organism in Eukaryota, Fungi, Ascomycota, Sordariomycetes, Glomerellales, Glomerellaceae. The coding region runs from base 1 to 966 and encodes 321 amino acids. The transcript has 3 exons. Gene Ontology annotation, molecular function: oxidoreductase activity, acting on the CH-OH group of donors, NAD or NADP as acceptor; NAD+ binding. The record is from RefSeq and is a predicted model, not a curated record. Gene Ontology annotation, biological process: fatty acid metabolic process.
AUGACGACUGCGAUUGCUCGCGUCCGGGCGGUCACGAAGCUCCCCGGUCAGCUUCGCGCCUUUAGCUCUACUUCCGCGGUGGCUUCCGCUACGGGAGGGGUAAAGCGAUUGGGUGUCAUCGGUGCUGGGCAGAUGGGACUCGGCAUCGCUCUUGUUGCGGCGCAGAGAGCACAGGUUCCAGUGACAUUGAUCGACGCCAACAAGGCGGCCCUCGACAAGGGUAUUUCGUUUGCUGAGAAGCUUCUCGCAAAAGAUGUUUCCAAGUCCAGGAUCACUCAGGAACAGGCCGACCAGGCCCGGUCGCUCAUCUCUCCGAACACUUCCAUCGAUGCGCUGUCGGAUGUGGACUUUGUGAUUGAGGCCGUUCCCGAGAUCCCCAACCUCAAGUUCGAGAUCUUUGCCAAACUCGCCGAAAUCUGCCCAAAGCAUGCCAUCCUGGCCACUAACACGUCGUCCAUCUCCAUCACCCGCAUCGCGGCCUCGACGACCAAGGACCCCACAGACACCUCUGCAAGCUCGCGAGUCGUCUCAACCCACUUCAUGAACCCCGUCCCCGUCCAGAAGGGCGUGGAAAUUAUUAGCGGCCUCCAGACUAGCCAGGAGACGCUCGACAAGGCUGUUGCUUUCUGUAAGGCCAUGGGCAAAAUCACGUCAGUCUCCGCGGACUCUCCCGGGUUCCUCGCCAACCGCAUCCUCAUGCCCUACAUCAAUGAGGCCAUCAUCUGUUUGGAGACAGGCGUGGGCGACAAGGAAUCUAUCGACUCCAUCAUGAAGAACGGCACCAACGUGCCGAUGGGCCCGCUGCAGCUCGCAGAUUUCAUUGGCCUGGACACAUGUCUCGCCAUUAUGAAGGUCCUCUACGAAGAGACCGGCGACUCAAAGUACCGGCCCAGCGUGCUGCUGCGCAAGAUGGUUGAUGCCGGCUGGCUGGGCAAGAAGAGUGGGAAGGGCUUUUACGACUAUUGA